Molecule: messenger RNA, 1512 nt
Organism: Ostreobium quekettii
Lineage: Eukaryota; Viridiplantae; Chlorophyta; Ulvophyceae; Bryopsidales; Ostreobiaceae
Source: the annotation of a GenBank genome assembly
AUGGCCCUUUCGAACGACGACGGCUGCAGCUCACAAGGUUGGGCACAUCUGCAGUUCGAUCUGUUGGACAGAAUUGACGAAAUCUUCAAGGGAGGGAAGUGGGAGGCGCAACCCCAACAGGAAGGAGAGGGUGGCACCACCACAUCCUGGUUUCCAAGAGUUGCCCAUUUGGUAAACGGUCACUGGUCCAAGUGGGCGUCAGGAGGCGUCAGGCAGCUGCGUCCUCCUGAGCAUGUGACCCUGCAGGACGUACUGGUGGUUGUAGACAAGCGCUUUAUGAAUGUGAAGGAGUUGGUGCUCUCGAAUUGCUCGGGGGUGGAUGACGCAGCGCUCACCAUGCUGGGAGCAAAUUCGACGAUUUGCACUGUCGACCUGACGCGAUGUCACGAGUUCACAGCCAGGGGCAUACAAGCCCUGGCAGCAUCAGGCACACUGCGGGGACUCAAUAUUAGUACGUACGGGCUGGCGGGCGGCGAAACGCUGAGGUCCUUGGCCAAUUGCUUGUCCCUGCAGCACCUUGACAUGAGUUUCAUAACGGAUGAAAAGUUGAAGUUGCUUGCAAAUCUGACAGGUCUGCGAUCCUUGAAAAUACACAGUUGUGCGGAUGUGACUGAUGCGGGAAUGACCUCGCUGGCAUGCAUGGUGGGGCUGCGGCACCUGCACCUGCGUGUCUGUCCGAGUAUUUUUGCUGGCAAGGAGCAGAGGGUGGCACAGCAUCUGACUAUGCUUCGUCGGCUGGACUUGAUUUGGUGUGGGAUAACGGACAAGGGGAUGAGGGCACUGGGGUGCCUGACAGGCCUCCAGCAUCUGAACUUGAGUUGGUGCAGGAGACUCACAGAUGAGGGGAUGAAAUCACUGGCAGGUCUGUCUGCACUUCAGUCACUAAUCUUGAGGAGCUGCAAGGGGAUUGGGGACAAUGGGGUGAGGUCAAUAGCGCAUCUGACAACUCUGCAGUGCCUCAACUUGGGCUGGUGUGAUGGCCUGACGGACAAAGGGGUGGGAGCGUUGACAGGCCUGACAGCGCUCGAACGCCUUGACUUGUAUGGCUGCAAGGGAAUCGCAAACGAGGCGAUGAAGUCAGUGGCAGGUUUAAAGGAACUGCAUCACCUGGACUUAGGCUGGUGUGGAGGUGUCACAGAUGAAGGGUUGGUGUCACUGGAGGGCGUGACAUCGCUGCAUCAUCUGUGCUUGAAGGAAUGUCGGGGCAUCACAGACAAGGGGAUGAAAUCUUUGGCAAAACUGAAGGGGCUGCACCAUCUUGACCUGAGCGAGUGCCAAGGGAUUACGGAUGUGGGAAUUCAAGCUCUCGUAAGCCUGACUGGGCUGUGUGCUCUUGACCUGAACGACUGCCAGGGAAUCACAAAUCAAGCUAUAAAGUCGCUGGCCAUCCUGACAGCUUUGCGUCAUCUCAAUUUGCGUUGGUGCCAGGGGGUGACGAUUGAGGCCACGAAACCAUUGGCAGAUCUGACACAUCUGAUCAGCCAUUUUGUAGAGUCUUCACUACCUUACUGA